Messenger RNA from Radiomyces spectabilis, 1297 nucleotides. RefSeq lists its product as uncharacterized. The record is from RefSeq and is a predicted model, not a curated record. The transcript has a single exon. Gene Ontology annotation, molecular function: protein binding. Lineage: Eukaryota; Fungi; Mucoromycota; Mucoromycetes; Mucorales; Radiomycetaceae. Bases 47 to 868 code for a protein of 273 amino acids.
AUUCAUCACAGUCCCUUUUGACCUUGCACUUGGCCGUUUGUAAACUAUGGAUUUAGACACUCCUGCGGCAGGCUCUGACGCUAAUAAAUCGGAAGACGAUCAAAUGGUACUCAAGGAUGAACCCGUAGUUCAGCAACAGCAACAACAGAAUCAAUCGUCAUUGGAGGAAAACCAAGUCUCUGAAACGGACGAACAACAACCACAACAAGAAGCGGUGCCGCCACAGACAGAGCAACGCGUUGAGCCAUCGCAAGCGGAACCAUCCGAAGCUUCCCCGGCCGAUGCCAGCCUUACGGAGACUCAGUCUCAAGAGCAAGACCGCGGUACUGAAAAUCAAGAAUCUGCGGACAAUACAACGAAUGCUGCCGACGUGACGAUGGACGAAGCACAGAAUGACCAGACUGUGAAUACCAAUGCAGACGCCAACAACAUUCCAGAAAACACGGAAACACCAGGUUCUCGGAAUCAUGACGUAACAGAAACAGAUGCUAUGGAUGUUACUGCGUCGACACCGGCCGUGCAAGAAGGGGACCCGAAGGAGACCCACCAGGAGAUGCCGACACCCAAUGCACCGGCUUCAUGGCAAAUUCCAGUGGCAGCUCUUCAGCAACCGAAAAACGAACCAAAAACAGAAGCUCCUCGCAUCAAUCAGAAACGCGAACGAUUGGAGCAACGCAUCAAAGAGUCCACUGAUGAUGUGGACGCAUGGACAGCUCUCAUUGCCGACAUUCAACAAACAGGCGAUCUAGCAGCAAUACGCGAUGUCUUUGAACGCUUUCUCCAAGUUUUUCCUACUUCGGUAAGUAUUCUUUCUUAUCAUUUCUUUGAUAUUAUUAAAAUGGUAUCGCCCGCGUCUCUUCAAUUGUGAAAAUUUGGUUGCAUCUCUCUCUCUAUCUCUCUCGCACUUUUCUGUGUAUUUUGGUUGCUUUUUGAAGGCUGUUCACAUGUAUACAACGAUUUUGGUGUUGGACGACGGAACGGACAAUCUUAUCACGACCCUGUAUUCAAUCAAUCAUCGAUCAUUGAAUGAACUGGUGUCAUGAAAGGUAAAGUGUGCAUCUAGGUGGGUAUAUGGAGACUCCACAAGUCCCUUUCUCUGUUUUUCUUUUCAUAUUCUUUCUAUUCUUUCUUUUCCUACUUAUGAUUCGAUAUGCGUCUACUUUUGGCACUUCCUGACAGGAAAAGAUUGGUCAUUGGAUACGCAGAAUAAAAGCGCCUCAGAAUCCUCCCUCUGCGUGGAAAACUCCCUUGUAUCCCACUUUGUGUUAUGAUGUCGUCUUUUUUUUUUUUUUUCUUU